AUGGAUUUCCAGAAUAGAGCCGGAGGGAAAACAGGAGGCGGUGGUGUGGCAUCGUGGUCAGACGCUAACGUGGACCGGCGAGAAAGAUUAAGGCAACUAGCUUUAGAAACAAUCGAUUUACAAAAGGAUCCUUAUUUUAUGAAAAAUCACCUAGGUGGAUAUGAGUGCAAGCUGUGUUUAACACUACAUAAUAACGAAGGUUCUUACCUUGCCCACACGCAAGGUAAAAAGCAUCAAGCAAAUUUGGCUAGAAGGGCAGCUAAAGAAGCAAGUGACCAGCCUUAUAUGCCUGUACCACAACAAGCUAAGGUUGAGCCGAAAAAAUUUGUGAAGAUUGGACGCCCAGGUUACAAGGUGACAAAAGAACGAGAUCCAGCAACCGGACAGCAGGCACUCCUCUUCCAAAUUGAUUAUCCAGAAAUAGCGGAAGGAGUCGUUCCGCGUCACAGGUUCAUGUCCGCUUACGAACAGAAAGUUCAACCGCCCGAUAAGAGAUGGCAAUAUGUGUUAUUCGCUGCCGAACCGUAUGAAACAAUCGCUUUCAAAAUCCCAUCAAGAGAGGUUGAUAAGUCAGAAGACAAGUUCUGGACCUUAUGGAACAAAGACACAAAACAAUUCUUUAUGCAAUUCGCAUUCCGUAUGGAUCGUGUCCCGCCUAGAGAUGAGCCGCCACCACCCCCUCCUGCGGCUGUGAUGAUACGACCAGCUGGUGUUCCGCCUCCAAUAUUUUUGCCCCCUCCAUUUUAA
Enterobius vermicularis (human pinworm) is the source of this 747-nucleotide messenger RNA. The record is from the annotation of a GenBank genome assembly. NCBI's taxonomy places the organism in Eukaryota, Metazoa, Nematoda, Chromadorea, Rhabditida, Oxyuridae.